Aspergillus pseudonomiae is the source of this 1024-nucleotide messenger RNA. RefSeq names its product alpha/beta hydrolase. The record is from RefSeq and is a predicted model, not a curated record. Lineage: Eukaryota; Fungi; Ascomycota; Eurotiomycetes; Eurotiales; Aspergillaceae. The coding region runs from base 163 to 798 and encodes 211 amino acids. Gene Ontology annotation, cellular component: nucleus; cytoplasm. The transcript is spliced from 4 exons.
AUGCAACCUCGCAAGACGAAGUAAGAGUCACCACAACACAAAUAUAUUUAGCCAUUCAACACUCCAUAGUUUGAGUCCGAUUUAUUCUACACCUCAGAUUCAACUGCAGAUCGUUCCUGGCAUUGCUCAAGUGCUAUCACUACAUACCUUCACAUUCUCAAGAUGCGAUUUCUUUGUUUACAUGGCUCCGGCACAAGCGGGGAAAUUUUUGAGAUCCAAUCCGGGGGCAUAAGUCAGGCUCUGGAAGCCAAAGGGCAUCGCUUCGUAUAUGUCGAUGGCCGAUUAGACUCUGAACCUGAGCCAGACCUGAAGGGCAUCUUGGACCCCCCGUUCUACAAACACUAUCCCCGCGAUAUCGCACCCGGUGAAGACCUCGCGCGUGCGAUCGAGUACACCAUGGAUAUCAUUAAGAAGAAAGGCCCAUUCGACGCUGUAAUGGGGUUCUCACAAGGCGCCGCUCUUGCAGGUUCGCUUCUUAUUAACCAUGCCAAAACACAUGACGUGCCACUGUUCAAAGCCGCUGUCUUCAUCUGCGGUGCGGCGCCGUACGAGACAUCUGGAAUGGAGACUAUCCAGCCGACGCCAGGGGAGUAUCUGAUCAAUAUUCCUACGACUCAUAUUGUAGGUAAGCAGGAUGGGAUUUACGACCUCAGUAUGCAAUUGUAUGGUCUGUGCGAACCAUCGAAGGCGGAGUUUUACGACCACGGAUCGAGGCAUUUGAUUCCCUUCGAUGCCAAGAAUACAGAGGCCAUGGUUGCUGCUAUCGAAAAAACCAUUAAGCGCGCGAAGACAGGUUAGGACUCAAGAAACUCGCUUUGCUUUACUCGAGAUGUGAAAACGAUACGAACAGGGAAUCAUGUACGGCGUGCGUCUGGGUUUAUUGAACAAUAGAUGAAUAGGAACACAUGUAUAAAGCAGAAUUCUGAUGCUCAAUGCUAUCUCUUUGAAUCAUCGCUUCUAUCUCUGGAAUGGUAUCUCGAGAACAAAACCGCAACCAAUAAGCAUACCAUACCCAAGACCAUGC